Pongo pygmaeus (Bornean orangutan) is the source of this 2740-nucleotide messenger RNA. RefSeq names its product interleukin 12 receptor subunit beta 1 (gene IL12RB1). The transcript is spliced from 17 exons. The record is from RefSeq and is a predicted model, not a curated record. Gene Ontology annotation, cellular component: membrane; external side of plasma membrane. Gene Ontology annotation, biological process: cytokine-mediated signaling pathway. Lineage: Eukaryota; Metazoa; Chordata; Mammalia; Primates; Hominidae. Gene Ontology annotation, molecular function: cytokine receptor activity; protein binding. The coding region runs from base 107 to 2167 and encodes 686 amino acids.
UUUUUCCUUGCUCAGCUUCAAUGUGUUCCGGAGUGGGGACGGGGUGGCUGAACCUCGCAGGUGGCAGAGAGGCUCCCCUGGGGCUGUGGGGCUCUGCGUGGAUCCGAUGGGGCCGCUGGUGACCUGGGUGGUCCCCCUCCUCUUCCUCUUCCUGCUGUCCAGGCAGGGUGCUGCCUGCAGAACCAGUGAGUGCUGUUUUCAGGACCCGCCAUAUCCGGAUGCAGACUCAGGCUCGGCCUCGGGUCCUAGGGACCUGAGCUGCUAUCGGAUAUCCAGUGAUCAUUACGAGUGCUCCUGGCAGUAUGAAGGUCCCACAGCUGGGGUCAACCACUUCCUGCGAUGUUGCCUUAGCUCCGGGCGCUGCUGCUACUUCGCCACUGGCUCAGCCACCAGGCUGCAGUUCUCCGACCAGGCUGGGGUGUCUGUGCUGUACACCGUCACACUCUGGGUGGAAUCCUGGGCCAGGAACCAGACAGAGAAGUCUCCUGAGGUGACCCUGCAGCUCUACAACUCAGUUAAAUAUGAGCCUCCUCUGGGAGACAUCAAGGUGUCCAAGUUGGCCGGGCAGCUGCGAAUGGAGUGGGAGACCCCGGAUAACCAGGUUGGUGCUGAGGUGCAGUUCCGUCACCGGACACCCACCAGCCCAUGGAAGUUGGGCGACUGCGGACCUCAGGAUGAUGAUACUGAGUCCUGCCUCUGCCCCCUGGAGAUGAAUGUGGCCCAGGAAUUCCAGCUCCGACGACGGCGGCUGGGGAGACAAGGAAGUUCCUGGAGCAAGUGGAGCAGCCCCGUGUGCGUUCCCCCUGAAAACCCCCCACAGCCUCAGGUGAGAUUCUCGGUGGAGCAGCUGGGCCGAGAUGGGAGGAGGCGGCUGACCCUGAAAGAGCAGCCAACCCAGCUGGAGCUUCCAGAAGGCUGUCAAGGGCUGGCGCCUGGCACAGAGGUCACCUACCGACUGCAGCUCCACAUGCUGUCCUGCCCGUGUAAGGCCAAGGCCACCAGGACCCUGCACCUGGGGAAGAUGCCCUAUCUCUCGGGUGCUGCCUACAACGUGGCUGUCAUCUCCUCGAACCAAUUUGGUCCUGGCCUGAACCAGACGUGGCACAUUCCUGCCGACACCCACACAGAACCAGUGGCUCUGAAUAUCAGCGUCGGAACCAACGGGACCACCAUGUAUUGGCCAGCCCGCCCUCAGAGCACGACGUAUUGCAUUGAAUGGCAGCCCGUGGGCCAGGACGGGGGCCUUGCCACCUGCAACCUGACUGCGCCGCAAGACCCGGAUCCGGCUGGAAUGGCAACAUACAGCUGGAGUCGAGAGUCUGGGGCAAUGGGGCAGGAAAAGUGUUACUACAUUACCAUCUUCGCCUCUGCGCACCCCAAGAAGCUCACCUUGUGGUCUACAGUCCUGUCCACCUACCACUUUGGGGGCAAUGCCUCAGCAGCUGGGACACCACACCACGUCUCGGUGAAGAAUCAUAGCUUGGACUCUGUGUCUGUGGACUGGGCACCAUCCCUGCUGAGCACCUGUCCCGGCGUCCUAAAGGAGUAUGUUGUCCGCUGCCGAGAUGAAGACAGCAACCAGGUGUCAGGCUGUGGUAGCCCAGCCUGGCCUCUGAGGAGUAAAGAGGUCCCAGGACUCAGGGUUGCCUUUCCCACUGCAGAGUAUCCCGUGCAGCCCACAGAGACCCAAGUUACCCUCAGUGGCCUGCGGGCUGGUGUAGCCUACACGGUGCAGGUGCGAGCAGACACAGCGUGGCUGAUGGGUGUCUGGAGCCAGCCCCAGCGCUUCAGCAUCGAAGUGCAGGUUUCUGAUUGGCUCAUCUUCUUCGCCUCCCUGGGGAGCUUCCUGAGCAUCCUUCUCGUGGGCGUCCUUGGCUACCUUGGCCUGAACAGGGCCGCACGGCACCUGUGUCCGCCGCUGCCCACACCCUGUGCCAGCUCCGCCAUUGAGUUCCCUGGAGGGAAGGAGACUUGGCAGUGGAUCAACCCAGUGGACUUCCAGGAAGAGGCAUCCCUGCAGGAGGCCCUGGUGGUGGAGAUGUCCUGGGACAAAGGCGAGAGGACUGAGCCUCUCAAGAAGACAGAGCUACCUGAGGGUGCCUCUGAGCUGGCCCUGGAUACAGAGUUGUCCUUGGAGGAUGGAGACAGGUGCAAGGCCAAGAUGUGAUCGCUGAGGCUCAGAGAGGGUGAGUGACUCGCCUGAGGCUACGUAGAACACACAGGAGUCAAAUUUGGACCCAAAUAACCCAGAGCUCCUCCAGGCUCCAGUGCACCUGCCUCCUCUGUGCCCCGCGCCUGUUGCCACACAUCCUGCGGGGGGAACCCUAGAUGCUGCCAUGCAAUGGAAGCUGCUGCACCCUGCUGGGCCUGGCGUCUGUGGGGCAGGAGCAGACCCUGCCAUUGACCUGUUCUGGAGUAGAAUAGACUGGGAAUGGGGGCAAAGGGGGCUCAGAUGGAUCCCCAGACCCUGGGCUGGGCAUUCACCCCCAGGAGCACUGGAUGGGGAGUCUGGACUCAAGGGCUCCCUGCAGCAUUGCGGGGUCUUGUAGCUUGGAGGAUCCGGGCAUAUAGGGAAGGGGGCUGUAAACAUUGUGGGAAAAAUGAUGGUCCUCCCAUCCCACCCCCCACCCCACCCUCACCCCCCUAUAAAAUGGGGGUGAUGAUAAUGACCUCACACAGCUGUUCAAAAUCAUCGUAAAUGAGCCUCCUCUUGGGUAUUUUUUUCCUGUUUGAAGCUUGA